This is a messenger RNA of Penicillium verhagenii, 963 nucleotides long. RefSeq names its product acyl-CoA thioesterase. The record is from RefSeq and is a predicted model, not a curated record. NCBI's taxonomy places the organism in Eukaryota, Fungi, Ascomycota, Eurotiomycetes, Eurotiales, Aspergillaceae. The transcript is spliced from 2 exons. Bases 1 to 963 code for a protein of 320 amino acids.
AUGAAAAUCAUUAGCUCUGUUGAGAAACUAUUUACUCAGGCACUGGAAUCAAUUCUCCAAUUUGUCAAGACUCUACUUGACAUUCUUCUUUUUGUCUUGAGUUUAAAGGUCUUUCCGCUGGCCUGGCAUGCGAGAAGUUUCUACUCAUAUGUCUUUCGAAGCAAAUUGAACAACAAGCCUAUUCCUCUCACUACACUUAACGUCCCGACUAUCUUUCAGCCGACUAUAUGGACAUCAAGUACACCACUUGGCGAGAUAGAUAUCAUGGGCCACAAGACCAAUUCCACCUACGCUACGGACUUUGAUGUGGCCCGAAACUACCACAUGUGCUCCCUUUUCCGGGUUGGCUUAAAGAAGUGGGGCGACUUAUCUUUCGUCAAUACCCAAACACGCGAUGCUGGAAUUGGGUUAUUUUAUCCGGCCCUUGCUGGGGUAAACUUUACAUUCCACAGGGGCAUUCGUCCUCGACAGAAGUAUGAAAUAUGCACUCGUAUACUGUCAUGGGAUGACAAAUGGUUGCAUCUGAUUUCGCACUUUGUGGACAGAGGAAAUUGCAAGCCUAUCUAUAUGAGUGACCACAGAAAUUCACAGUGUGAUCCCGAAAUGGAUUUGGGAGAUUUGGCAGAAUCACAAUGCGUCAAUCAGGGUGAGAACUCCAGAUCUGUCGUCUUUGCUACUGCUAUGGCGAAGAUGGUCUUUAAAAAGGGUCGAAAGACCGUUCCUCCUGCCCAGUUCCUAGUUGAUUGUGGCCUUCUUCCUCGCCAGGAACUUGCAGCUAAUCGCGAACUCUCACAAAUGUCCAAGGAGGACGAGAAGCUUCAUGACGAUUGUAUGACCAAGAUUGGAGAGAGCAUUGAAAGAACAAGAUCAGCGGGCUAUCACGUCGCCGAGCGCCUUAAUGCCCUGGAUGAAGGGUGCUCUUUUUUUCAUAUGAGCGAGAAAGUCUUCUUUUCUAAGCGUUGA